This is a messenger RNA of Phodopus roborovskii (desert hamster), 1325 nucleotides long. Its product is annotated as bone morphogenetic protein 8B. The transcript has 7 exons. Gene Ontology annotation, biological process: SMAD protein signal transduction. Gene Ontology annotation, cellular component: extracellular region. The record is from RefSeq and is a predicted model, not a curated record. Bases 123 to 1325 code for a protein of 400 amino acids. Lineage: Eukaryota; Metazoa; Chordata; Mammalia; Rodentia; Cricetidae. Gene Ontology annotation, molecular function: growth factor activity; cytokine activity.
GAGCGCGUGGUGCGCAGUCACUGUGGAGCUGCCAGCGACAGGUGCGAACUCAGGGGAUCCUCUGUGCCGUCCGGUCCUCGCCGUCAGGGAGUAGCUGGAUGCGAGUCCGCUGAGCGUCUGAGAUGGCCGUGCGUCCUGGGCUCCUCUGGCUGCUCGGCCUGGCUCUGUGCGCUCUGGGUAGCGGCCACCGCCUGCGUCCCCCGUAUGUCUUUCCCCAGCGUCGCUUGGGAAUACACGAGCGCCGAGAUAUGCAGAGAGAGAUCCUGGCGGUGCUCGGGCUGCCUGAGCUGCCCCGACCUCGUGCGUCCCCCGCCGCCUCCCGGCAGCCAGCAUCCGCGCCCCUUUUCAUGUUGGAUCUGUACCAUGCCAUGGCUGAUGAUGACAACGGUGGGCCCCCUCCACCUCACCUGGGGCGCUCCGACCUAGUCAUGAGCUUCGUCAACAUGGUGGAGCGUGACCGUACCCUGGACUACCAGGAGCCACACUGGAAGGAAUUCCUCUUUGACCUAACCCAGAUCCCUGCAGGGGAGGCUGUCACAGCUGCGGAGUUUCGGAUAUACAAAGAGCCCAGCACCCACCCGCUCAACACAACCCUCCAUGUCAGCAUGUUCGAGGUGGUCCAGGAGCACUCCAACAGGGAGUCUGACUUGUUCUUUUUGGAUCUUCAGACGCUCCGAUCUGGGGACGAGGGCUGGCUGGUGCUGGAUAUCACUGCAGCCAGUGACCGCUGGUUGCUGAGCCAUAACAAGGACCUGGGACUCCGUCUCUAUGUGGAAACCCAGGAUGGGCACAGCAUGGAUCCUGGCCUGGCUGGUCUACUCGGACAACAAGCACCACGGUCCAGACAGCCUUUCAUGGUUGGUUUCUUCAGGGCCAGCCAGAGUCCUGUGAGGGCCCCUCGGGCAGUGAGGCCACUGAAGAGGAAACGGCAGCUAAAUAAAACCAACCAAAUGCAGCAUUCCAACAAACACGCAGGAGUCUUUGAUGAUGGUCACGGCUCCAGAGGCAGAGAUGUUUGCCGUAGGCAUGAGCUCUAUGUCAGCUUCCGGGACCUCGGCUGGCUGGACUCCGUCAUUGCCCCUCAGGGCUACUCAGCCUAUUACUGUGCUGGAGAGUGCAACUACCCAAUGAACUCUUCCAUGAACUCUACCAAUCAUGCCAACAUGCAGGCCCUGAUACACCUGACGAAGCCAGAUGUCGUUCCCAAGGUGUGCUGUGUGCCCACGGAGCUGAGUGCCAUUUCUGUGCUCUACUAUGACAGAAGCAACAAUGUCAUCCUGCGCAAGGAGCGCAACAUGGUAGUUCAGGCCUGUGGCUGCCACUGA